AUGAAGCGUACGCAGCUCACAUGGCUGCUUCUUCUCUUCUCUUGCAACCAAAUUUUGGUUUCUUUUCACAGCUACCACACGUGCGAAGCCAGCCAAAUUGACAACCUCGACAAGUUAUUGAUCAAGUCUCGGAGAUCUCGAAACGGGACUCCUCCUCGUACCACUUCUUCGUGGGGUGAUCAUUUGAAUAAGAACCAAUUUUAUACUCCUGUUUAUGUUGGAAAGCAGGAGGGUCAAAAGGAUUUGGACAAGAUCGAGGGUUUGCCAGGACAGCCUCAGCAAGGAGUUGAUUUUGAUCAGUACUCGGGCUAUGUUACGGUGGACUCCCAAGCUGGCAGAGCCUUGUUCUAUUACUUCGUUGAGUCACCUCAGGAUUCUUCGUCCAAACCCUUAGUGCUGUGGUUAAAUGGAGGACCAGGAUGCUCAUCUUUUGGAUAUGGAGCCAUGGAAGAAUUGGGACCUUUCGGGGUCAAUAGCGACGGAAAGACACUAUACCUAAAUGAGCAUGCGUGGAAUAAGGUGGCAAAUGUGAUAUUCAUGGAGUCCCCGGCCGGAGUGGGAUUUUCAUACUCCAACACAUCAUCCGAUUACACCGUCGGCGACAUACGCACGGCGGAGGACUCGUACACUUUUCUGGUGAACUGGCUAGAAAGAUUUCCCGAAUACAAAACCCGCGAUUUCUACAUAACCGGAGAGAGCUAUGCUGGUCAUUACGUACCUCAACUCGCAUACACCAUUCUCUCAAAGAACAAAGUAACAAAUCAAACCGUAAUCAACCUCAAAGGCAUCGCUAUUGGGAAUGCCUGGAUCGAUGAUAACACUGGUGAGCAAGGUAUAUACGAAUAUUAUUGGUCACAUGCCUUGAACUCAGAUGAAACCCAUGCAGGAAUACAGAAGUACUGUGACUUCGUUACGGGUAAUUUUUCCAGUAUCUGUGAGCAAUAUUUAGGUCAAGGAGAUGGCGAGCUGGGAAACAUUGACAUUUACAACAUCUAUGCUCCAUUGUGUCAUUCAUCAGCAUCAAAGCACUCCAUCAAUGAUGUUGAUCCAUGUAUCGACAAUUAUGUCGAAGCCUAUCUGAAUCUUGGGGAGGUACAAACAGCUCUUCAUGCUAAACCAACAAACUGGACAGCUUGCGGCGACGUUUCUUGGACAGACAGCCCUACCACCAUUCUACCAGUAAUACAGCAACUUAUAGCAAGUGGAAUGAGUGUCUGGGUAUACAGUGGGGACACUGAUGGCCGAGUACCAGUGGCAUCCUCUAGAUACUCCAUAAACAUGUUAAACUUGCCUGUUGUGAAAGCUUGGCGCCCCUGGUAUUCUAGCAAUGAGGUCGGAGGUUAUGUAAUUGAGUACAAAGGAUUGACACUUACCACGGUAAGAGGGGCUGGCCAUAUGGUUCCGAGCUCUCAACCAGAACGAGCACUGACCAUGAUCUCAUCUUUCCUUCAUGGGAAGCCUCCUCCCUCCUGAGAAAAUCAAUCUCCAAUAACAGACAUAACUAUUCUCUCACUGUGAGAGUAUCCAUUACAAGUGUUACCGACUCAGUGGUACUACUUUUACAAAAUCCUGUGUAAUAAGGUCAAGAGAGAAAUCUAACAAUGUGGAGAAUAAAAAAUUUAUUUUCUCAAAAUGUACUGCCAUUGUAAGCUUAAAACGUACAUUCUUAUUAUACAAUGAUAUGAUUGGAAAAUGAAUUACAUUA
Molecule: messenger RNA, 1705 nt
Organism: Humulus lupulus (European hop)
Lineage: Eukaryota; Viridiplantae; Streptophyta; Magnoliopsida; Rosales; Cannabaceae
Product: serine carboxypeptidase 1-like
Exons: 8
Coding region: 1-1473 (490 amino acids)
Biological process (GO): proteolysis
Cellular component (GO): vacuole
Molecular function (GO): serine-type carboxypeptidase activity
Source: RefSeq, a predicted model, not a curated record